Messenger RNA from Ictalurus punctatus (channel catfish), 2126 nucleotides. RefSeq names its product adenylate kinase 7b (gene ak7b). The transcript is spliced from 18 exons. Lineage: Eukaryota; Metazoa; Chordata; Actinopteri; Siluriformes; Ictaluridae. The coding region runs from base 35 to 2116 and encodes 693 amino acids. Gene Ontology annotation, cellular component: cytoplasm. The record is from RefSeq and is a predicted model, not a curated record. Gene Ontology annotation, molecular function: ATP binding; AMP kinase activity. Gene Ontology annotation, biological process: nucleobase-containing compound metabolic process.
ACGGAGCCUGAACAAACUAUAAACAAAAAACAAUAUGGCUGCGGAAACGAAGAAACCCCCUCACCCUCACCCAUCCAAACGCGUUUUUAUCAAUAAUGUAGACAAAUAUACCUCAAAAUAUAUCGCAGAGUUUUUAUCCUGGUGUGUUCCUGGAGUGGCCCAUGUUCCCGACCGGUCAGAUGAUGAGGAAGAAAAGCAAUCAUCCCAAGGACGCACUUUUCAGAUCGUUGGAACCGUUUCGGGGAAAACCGAAGAGAAGUCACGUUUUGCAGUAGAAGAAUACACUAACUUAACACGUGAAGAGCUCUUCCGUCACCUGAUGGAGUCGGACGUCGUCGUUUAUAACGUUUACAACGAGCGUACCGAUCAGAUCGAAGAAGCCUCUUGGGCGGUCUCAGCUCUUCACAAGGACAUCGAUGCGUUUCCUGGACCAAAGACGUUCAUCUUGAUCUCCUCGGUCAUGACGUGGGCGCAGACUAAGAGACUCGAUGCAGAUGAUCCAGAGGUUCCUUUUACGGAAGAGGACUACAGGAGACGCAAACCGCACGGCAACUUUAAAGAUCACAUCGCUGUGGAGAAGCUUGUGGUUAAACUGGGAAAAUCUAACCAGUCGCAGUUCUCGACUUACGUGGUUGCAUCUGGACUGCAGUACGGAAUGGGCGAGCAAGCCUUCCAUUUCUUUUUCAAGACAGCGUGGUUGGGAGAGGAACGGGAAGUGCCGGUCUUCGGAGACGGGUCCAACAUCGUUCCUGCUAUUCACAUCAGUGAUCUGGCACGGAUUGUGCAGAACGUAAUCGACCGUAAGCCGAAGCCGCGGUACUUUCUCGCAGUGGACGAAUCACAGAACACCAUUGCUGACAUCAUCAGAGCAAUAGCAGUAGCGCUCGGGCCAGGAAAAACCCGAAACGUUCCGAAAGAGGACGUAUUUCUCACAGAGGAAUUGGCGCAAGCAGAAAUUGACCAUUUGUUCGUCAACCUUCGAAUGGAAGCCAUUUUCCUCGCAGACAAUUUCACUAUCAACUGGGUUUCAAAGAAAGGCAUUGUGGAGAACAUCGACCACGUCGUGAAGGAAUACAAGCUCACCCGAGGCCUGCUGCCCGUUCGCAUCUGUCUCUUGGGACCUCCUGCGGUCGGGAAAAGCGCCGUCGCUGAAAAGAUAUGCAAGCACUAUAAACUGCAGCAUGUAAAACUCAAAGAGACCAUCGCGGAGACUCUCGCUAACCUGGAGUCGCGUGUCCGCGUGGAAGACGGUAACGAGGACGACGAAUCGCAGGAGCUCUUGGAGACACUGAAGAGGAGCAUGGAAGAAAACGAAAACGGUCGGUUGGAUGAGCAGUACGUUCUCAAAAUCGUGAAGGACAAGCUGAAGACGAAGGCGUGUAGAAAUCAAGGCUUCGUCCUGGACGGCUUUCCGAAGACGUACAAUCGAGCUAAGGAGCUGUUUUCUGCCGAGGAUGAUGAAGCUACAGACGAGCGCUCGUCCAGUGACAAAAUCAUCCCAGAGUUUGUGUUCUUUCUGGAUGCCACCGACAAGUUCCUGAAGGAACGUGUGCUGAACCUGCCUGAGAGCGUUGUGCAGAGAACGUCACACUCCUUCGAUAAGUUUCUUCCACGACUGGCUGCGUUCAGAAAAAACAGUUCAGAGGAUGAAACCGUGAUGAACUACUUUGACGAGCUGGAGAUUCACCCCGAGCGUAUAGAGAUCAACACCGAUGACCCAGAGAACAUUCCGGUGAUGGAGAAGGUGAUGGAGAGCGUGGGGAAGGUCAGGAACUACGGUCCCGAUGCAAAGCAUUUGGAGGAGGAACGGAGGCAGGCGGAGAUCAGGCUGAGGGAGGAAGAGGAGGCACGCCAGGCCGAAGCCAAGCACAGGGAUGAAGAAGAUGAGGAGCGGAGAGCAGAGUGCUGGGAGGAAUGGAAUCGGUGCCUACAAGAAGUGAAGCAACAGGAAGAGGAGCUGUUAAUGAAUGAAGAAGAAUCUGCCAGGCAGUAUCUGAUGUCCACCGUGAUACCCGUUCUGUCUCAAGGCCUGACUGAGUUAUACAGAAUCCAACCAAACGACCCAAUCGACUUCCUGGCUGAAUAUCUCCUCAACAACAACCCAGAAAUGGAAUAAAGCACAGAAG